CUCUUGUUGAGCCUCAAAACCGUACAGAAAACUUUUCUCCUCUGUCGCGUCCAUGGAGGCUCUCUUCUCCGCCGUCCACUACUGGCUAGUGGAGCAUCCAUCCAUCAGCCAAUACGAGUGGAAACAAGGCCAUACAUUAGGCUCCUCUCCACUUUUUCUCGCCGUCACAGUCACCGCUUAUCUCGCCGUCACUCUCUCGCUCCACCGCUUCGCCUUUCUCCCGCCGCUCUCCUCCGUCGCCCUCCGCCGCAUCACCGCCGCGCACAACCUCGUCCUCUGCCUCCUCUCCCUCGCGAUGGCCGUCGGCUGCUCCCUCGCCGUUUUCCACCAAAUGCCUAAUCGCGAUUGGAGAUGGGCGAUCUGUUUCCCGGCCAAUCGCACCCCCACGCGCGGGCCCACGUUCUUCUGGGCCCACGUCUUCUAUUUUUCGAAGAUUCUGGAAUUUAUAGACACUCUCCUUAUCGUCCUCAGCGGGUCCCGCUCGCGGCGGCUCUCGUUCCUCCACGUGUACCACCACGCCGUGGUGGUGGUCAUGUGCUACCUCUGGCUAUCCACGGCGCAGACGCUCCUCCCGGUGGCGCUUGUCACCAACGCGUCCGUUCACGUGCUAAUGUACGCCUAUUACUUGCUCUGCGCCCUCGGCCACCGUCCGCGGUGGAAGAGAUUGGUCACCGACUGUCAGAUUAUCCAGUUUGUGUUUAGCUUUUUGGUUUCGGGCUUGAUGCUGUAUUAUCACUUUACCGGGCCGGGUUGCUCCGGAAUAUUGGGUUGGUGCUUCAAUGCUGUUUUCAAUGCUUCCCUUUUGGCACUAUUCCUAGACUUCCACUCCAAGAAUUAUCAUGCCAAGAAGAAAGAUCAUGAGAAGAAUAAAUAGCCAUGAUUUGUAGCAAUCAUUUGUUGUAUUUUGCCAAAAGAUUUGAUUUUUUUAAUGAUUUGUAGCAAUCAAUUGUUGUAUUUUGCCAAAAGAUUUGAUUUUUUUUAAUGACAAAAGAAAUCCGUAACAGAUCUAUGAUAAA
Molecule: messenger RNA, 1016 nt
Organism: Ipomoea triloba (trilobed morning glory)
Lineage: Eukaryota; Viridiplantae; Streptophyta; Magnoliopsida; Solanales; Convolvulaceae
Product: elongation of fatty acids protein 3-like
Exons: 1
Coding region: 53-874 (273 amino acids)
Biological process (GO): very long-chain fatty acid biosynthetic process; fatty acid elongation, monounsaturated fatty acid; sphingolipid biosynthetic process
Cellular component (GO): endoplasmic reticulum membrane
Molecular function (GO): fatty acid elongase activity
Source: RefSeq, a predicted model, not a curated record